This is a messenger RNA of Phytomonas sp. EM1, 435 nucleotides long. The record is from the annotation of a GenBank genome assembly. Lineage: Eukaryota; Euglenozoa; Kinetoplastea; Trypanosomatida; Trypanosomatidae.
AUGGCCUGGGCAGACACCACGCUGCUGGAGCUGGCGAUGCCGGCGCUGGAGGCGGUUCGGGAAGACGGCGAUGCCCAGGCCCGUGCGGGGACGCCACACGCGAAUCUCGACGACGAGCCCUCCCACGAAUCGGCGCCUCGGGUCGUUUCCGCGAAAUUCCCCCCCGCGAACCCCCCUCAAGGACCCAGACGACGGGAGACUAACGAUGCGCCGCCGAGGUAUCGAGUGGAAAUGUGCGCAGGGGUGAUCGAUCGUGAGGGAAGGGCCGCCCUGGCGCCACUCGGUGUGGUGGAUUUCCGGCAGGUCUUAGACGAUUGCCCGUCGUUGCUUUUCCCGGUUCGACAAGUCGACGGGGUCCACCAUGGCACCCUGCUCGCGGAGACGGCAUAUCGCCUAGGGGACCCUGUUUUCUUCGCGUGCUCACGGCACGAUUAG